Chiloscyllium plagiosum (whitespotted bambooshark) is the source of this 3089-nucleotide messenger RNA. RefSeq names its product cAMP-dependent protein kinase catalytic subunit alpha-like. Gene Ontology annotation, biological process: protein phosphorylation. The record is from RefSeq and is a predicted model, not a curated record. Gene Ontology annotation, cellular component: nucleus; cytosol; cAMP-dependent protein kinase complex. Lineage: Eukaryota; Metazoa; Chordata; Chondrichthyes; Orectolobiformes; Hemiscylliidae. Gene Ontology annotation, molecular function: protein kinase A regulatory subunit binding; cAMP-dependent protein kinase activity; ATP binding.
CAGCUGGAAGCAGCGUGUAUCAGUAUCAGUGCUGCUGUGGGCUGCUGCUCUUUAAUGUGUAUGAUAGGAAGGUGUGCGGUUUGCUGCAGACUGCUCAGCCAGCCUGUGCAUUAGUUGCCUUGCUGAGUGAAGCCAGGAUGUUGUUCGAGUCUCGCUGGUAAAAUUAGCUCCCUUUCUCUCUGCUGCUUAACUGCUAAUGCCAAGAGCCAAAGAAAGAAGAAUCCUACGGAUCUAUGUUUUAAAAUCAUGAAUCAGUGUUCAGAGGUGACCUGUCAACAAUCUACUGAUCACAAAGGUUCGAAGAUGUCCUCUGCCUUGCAAAAACUUGAGAACUUGGCCGUAAGAAUAUUUAACAGGAGUAGUAGGGGCUCUCAACAGGACUUUGAGACAGGUUCAGAAAGUGAUAGCCGACAGGAGUCGGAGUACUGUUUAGCCUGGAACUUGCACAUGAAAGAUUUCUUAGAGAAAGCGAGAGAGGAGUUCUUAGAAAAAUGGGAGUCCCCACCGCAGAACACAGCAUGUCUGGAUGACUUUGAGAGAUCAAAAACACUGGGCACAGGGUCCUUUGGUAGAGUGAUGUUGGUGAAGCACAAAGUUACAAAUGAACACUAUGCGAUGAAGAUACUGGACAAACACAAGGUAGUCAAGCUGAAACAGAUUGAGCACACACUGAAUGAGAAAAAGAUUCUUCAGGCUGUCAGGUUCCCUUUUCUGGUGCGGCUAGUAUUCUCGUUCAAGGAUAACACUAAUUUGUAUAUGGUGAUGGAAUAUAUUCAAGGUGGAGAAAUGUUUUCACAUUUAAGGAGAAGCGGAAGGUUCAGUGAACCUCACUCCCGAUUUUAUGCAGCACAGAUUGUCCUCGCAUUUGAAUACCUCCAUUCACUAGACCUUGUCUACAGGGACCUGAAGCCUGAAAAUAUACUGAUUGAUCAGAAUGGAUACAUCCAGGUGACAGAUUUUGGAUUUGCCAAGAGGGUAAAGGGUAGAACUUGGACACUGUGUGGGACUCCCGAAUACCUGGCUCCUGAGAUCAUCCUCAGUAAGGGCUAUAACAAAGCUGUGGAUUGGUGGGCGUUAGGGGUCCUAAUCUAUGAAAUGUCUGCUGGAUAUCCUCCAUUUUUUGCAGACCAGCCAAUUCAGAUUUAUGAAAAAAUAGUCUCGGGGAAGGUGCGGUUUCCAUCUCAUUUCAGCUCUGACCUAAAAGAUCUGCUCCGGAACCUGUUGCAGGUUGAUCUGACCAAACGGUUUGGUAAUCUCCGAAACGGUGUCAAUGACAUCAAGAACCAUAAGUGGUUUGCCAACACAGACUGGCUAUCCAUCUACAAAAGAAAGGAGGAGCCUCCUUUUAAACCCAAGUUUAGAGGCCCCGGGGACACGAGUAACUUUGACGAGUAUGAAGAGGAGGCAAUCCGCAUAUCUCUCACAGAGAAAUAUUCAAAGGAAUUUGCUGAUUUCUAGAGAAGGGAAUGAGACAAAGCUGUAAAAUGACUGGGAAACUUGAUACACGGCUGGAAAGGAAAGGAGGCAGUGUUUGGAGGGGAGCCCAAACUGUUGUAUUUACUGAAAACUUUUGUGUUGAGUCUGUGCAUUCCACCAGGUGGAGUCCUACGUUGCCGUGACUUCGAAGGGCCUGGCCCUCUUUCCCUUACACAGACUGCUCCUGCAAAUCCUGAGGUUCUCCAGACAGUCACUAUUCCCAUUGACACACUAAACUUCUCAUUUUUUUGCCGCCUUCCAAUAAGCGUUUGUAUCUCAUUGUGCCUGAAUGUUAUAUAUGUUCUGUGUUUUAAAAGAUAUUUUACUUAUACAUUAAAGAACUUUAGUUUUCUUUUUUAAAAUGUAUUUCCGAGUGAAGGGACUACAUUUCCAUACCUGAUCUGACUGCAGAGUAACUAAAUUAGGAGCUUGAACUGUUUACUCACCUGUCUCACUCAUUCCAAGCAGCUACAGGGCUGGCAUGCACAGGUGUAUUGUUAACUGUGCACCAUCCCUGCAAUUGAUUCCCUGCACUCACUGAAGACUGGGAAAUGAUUAGCUUCUGUAUUGUUUUAGGAUCUCACAUUUAAGUAACGCGGAAUUAGAUGGAUGAUGUAGUACUAUUGUGUUCGCCACAGUACAUGCCAGCUCAAUUAUGUGGCUUUCACAUUUCUUCAGUAACCUCCAAGUUGAAGUGCUUGCUUUAUUUUAAGAUUCCACUGGUGGGGACAGACAGGCCCUUGGCAUUAUUUCAACAGAAUAGUGGAGUUCUCCACAGUGACACAGCCAAUGUUUAUGUUUCUGUACGGAUUACCUGACUAUCACAUUCCUGCUUGUGGGAACUUGCUUUGGGUAAAUUGGCUGCUAUGUUUAUUACAUUGCAACAUUACACUUCAAAAUAAAAGUAUUUCAUCAGCUGUAAAGCACUUUGGGACUUCCUGAGAUUGUCAAGAUUCUAUGGAAUUACAGGUUUUUUUUUAAACAAAGGGUAGAAUAAACAAUUUUGUAUCCUAGUACCAAACCCCCAUUUAACAUACAGAGCCCAGCAACAAAAGCCAUUUGGAAAUAUCAACACUGGCUCUUUCCCUCUCUCUCCUACCUCAAUGUCGCAAGACAAGGCAGCGAGAGCAAGAGCAGGAGGAGGCAGCCUGAGGUGGCCGGUGGUGAGAAUGAGAACAGGCAGCCUGGGGCAGCCAGUGGCAAGAGCUGAAGAAGGCAGCUCAUAACAGCCGGCGGGAGCAGGAACAGUCUGCAAGGCAGCGAGGGCAGGCAGUCCGGGGCAGUGGUGGAGUUGAGAUCGAGCCCUUGAUUUGUGCACGCCCAGCAUCGCGAGGUGCUUUUGGACUGUGGUGUUGAACUGUUCACUAUGUUUCUUUGUUUUUCCACUUUUUAGUAAGAAAGACUGUAAUGUUUAACUACUUAACUUUAUUUUCUUUAUUUUCCUGCUUUGUACCAAGAUUCUGUACAGGGGUAUCCUUUGUACCUAAGAUGGUGCUGUAAGUGGUGACUUGUAAACUUUUCACUGUACUCAUGUGAGUAAAUGUGAUAGUAAACCGAAUUAAAAACUAACUUUUUUAUUUUUGGGCCCAAGUGCCUGAUCCUCUUUCAGAGGA